This is a messenger RNA of Miscanthus lutarioriparius, 303 nucleotides long. NCBI's taxonomy places the organism in Eukaryota, Viridiplantae, Streptophyta, Magnoliopsida, Poales, Poaceae. The record is from the annotation of a GenBank genome assembly.
AUGGAGAAGCAACUGAACACUCAAGGUGGGGAAGAACAACCUUCAACCCCGUUCGACAAAUUUAUUACACCGAGCCCUAGUGCAAGUGAGGGUUGUGAAACCGAGUAUGAGAGUGGUGAGGAGGAACUUACCUCGAGGCUGAAGAAGAAACCUCAUGGAGAGGGAGCAGAUUUCAAUCCUAAGGAUGAUGAAGAACACCAAAGUAACGAGAUCCCACUAAGACCCUGUCUAUUGGAAUUCAACGAGGUAGAGGGAACCUCUGUACCUAAGCUGAUGCCUACAAGCGUCCUCAGAGAAGUCUAA